GAAGAAGUUCACUAUUGUGGCUAGCUUCACACAGGUGGAAGAACGGACCAUGAAAAGAUAGAUAUGUUAUAAUCGUGGAAAAUCUGAACUACUUAUAUUUUCUAAAAUGAAAUAGAUCAGAGUAAUAUAAUACGUGUAAAAGAUUGCGAAUCUAGAAUUGUAUUUGAACAUUUACAAACUUGACAAGAACCAACAAACCAAACGGUCGAGUCUGGUCGAAGUUAGCUUGUUCGGCUAAUCAGUUAGCUAGCUAGUCAACUAUCAAGAAAAACGGUUAAACUCCAAACAAAAACUAAAAAAUGAUCGUUUAAACAUCAAAUCGUUUCCUUUUAGGAAUUAACUUUUGAGCUACGGAUGAAAAAAAAAAGUGUAAGAAAAUCCCAACUCGUGAAGAAACACAACAGCUAACAGCUACAACUGUAAUGUUGUUGGGGCAACGGGGACUGGUUCUCCGCUGUGGCAACCCGUCGGUGUGUCGACGCUGGACACCUUGGGUUCAGUGGCGACUCGGGGGUUUCUUUUUCCUGCUGUUGCUGGAAGGGACCUUGUGUCUCGCCAACCCCAGCAUUAGCACUGUCUCUGCUCUAGACAUCAACAACCACCCCAGUGUCAACGUCUACAUGAGUGAGGAGGAGGUCAGCAAGCUUUUGGGUCUAGAUGCAGAGCUGUACUACGUGAGGGAUGACGUGGUAAACCACUAUGCGCUCUCAUUUAUCCUGCCUGUACCCAGCGAGACCAACAGCCUGCACUUCACCUGGCGCUCCAAGGAUAAGGUUGAUUACAGGAUGGGUUUCCAUGUAGACAAACCUGCAGCUAUGAACCAACCACAGAGCAACAUCUCUGCCCAGGGGGAGGUGCCUCGCACAGCCUCAGGUCUGUCAACCAAUCAUCACUUCCCAUCCUCCACUGUGUUCAGAGUGGACCUGUUCUGCUCAGGGAAGGUAGAUGGAGAGGCGGUCCUGACGGUACAGCUCAACCUCACCAGCCACUCGAACAACUUCACAGUCCUCAACUUCAAGAGGAGGAAAAUGUGCUACAAACGAAUUGAUUCUGAUCCGAAGAUUACACCGGUCUCCAACAACAAGACCAUUCAGAGGCCAGAGAAUGGAGUGUCCAUACCUACCACCUCUACCAGGGUGUUCUAUAUCAGUGUUGGGGUGUGCUGUGCUGUCAUCUUCCUGGUGGCCAUUGUCUUGGCCGUUAUGCAUCUACACAGCAUGAAGAGAGUAGAACUGGACAACAGUGUUUCAGACAGUGGCAGUUCCCAGGGCCUGUCCCAGCCGUCUACCCAGACCACCCAGUACCUGAGAGCUGACACACCCAACAACGCCAGUGCUGUCACCAACCAUCACCCUGGCACUGCACCCGUUCUCCAGCUUGCUGCCGCCACCUUCCCAAACCCUGAAGCCCCCGUCCAUGAAACCAGAAGCUACCCGUCACUGCGUAUUGAGAAGAACGACCUGAGAAGUGUUAGUCUGCUUGAAGCCAAAGCCAAGGUCAAAGACAUCUCCAUCUCCAGACUGAGAGUCACUCUACGGGACGUCCUGCACGAAGGAACAUUUGGCCGCAUCUUCCACGGUGUUCUGUUGGACGAAAAGGACCCGGCCAAGGAGAAAUGUUGCUUUGUGAAGACAGUGAAAGACCAUGCCUCUGAGGUGCAGGUGACCAUGAUGCUGACAGAGAGCUGUAAACUACGAGGGCUUCAUCACAGGAACCUGCUCCCAAUCAGUCAUGUGUGUACAGAGGAAGGAGAGAAGCCGAUGGUACUACUGCCCUAUAUGAACUGGGGUAACCUCAAACUGUUCCUGAGACAGUGCAAGCUGGCCGAGGCCAACAACCCACAGGCAGUCUCUCAGCAGGACUUGGUCCACAUGGCGAUCCAGAUCGCAUGUGGGAUGAGCUACCUGGCCAGGAGAGAGGUCAUCCACAAAGACCUGGCCGCCAGGAACUGUGUUAUUGACGACAGCAUGCAGGUGAAGAUCUGUGACAACGCCCUGUCCAGAGACCUGUUCCCUAUGGACUACCACUGUCUGGGAGACAACGAGAACAGGCCGGUCCGCUGGAUGGCCCUGGAGAGCCUGCUCAACCAUGACUUCUCUAGUGCUAGUGAUGUGUGGGCGUUUGGCGUGACCCUGUGGGAGUUGAUGACCUUGGGACAGACGCCCUACGUGGACAUCGACCCUUUCGAGAUGGCAGCCUAUCUGAAGGACGGAUAUAGAAUAGCACAGCCAAUCAACUGUCCUGAUGAACUGUUUGCAGUGAUGGCCUGUUGCUGGGCCCUGGAUCCAGAGGAGAGGCCUAAGUUCCAGCAGCUGGUCCAGUGUCUGACUGAGUUUCAUGCAGCGUUGGGGGCAUAUGUGUAAAAAUCUAGCCCCAGGCUUCUGUACAGACCAGGCCCGAAGGACCAGCAGGCCCAGGAGUUACUGGACAGCACUAAUCACAACGAGGAAUACAUUUACAAACCUUUAUGCCUUGUAGAAAAGAAAGAAGACUUUCAUUAUUAUGAGAAUUUAUUUUCAGAGUGAGGUUUCUAUAAUUUGUGCAAAAGCUUCAAACGGAUACUCUUUGAGGUCGUCACAUUUCCCAGCAUACCUCACAAGCUUCCAGAACAGACCUCUACCCUCACUAGGAAACCUGGACCCACAAGGACGUGACCUCUUUUGGAAGAACCUAAGAAGCGUAUAUGUGCCAACAAGCUGUUGCCACCAUUUUCCUAACAACUACACUUUUGAGGACUUGUUUGUAAAGACAUUUUUUUUUCCUGUUUUUUUAUUUUUAUUUUUUAUCUAAGAAAAGAGAUGUACAUUUAUUGUUGUAGAUCUGUGGUUUUCAGUGAGAGGAUGAGUCCGCAGUAGACCAGUGAGCGGAUGAGUCCGCAGUAGACCAGUGAGAGGAUGAGUCCACAGUAGACCAGUGAGCGGAUGAGUCUACAGAAGACCAGUGAGAGGAUGAGUCCACGGUAGACCAGUGAGAGGAUGAGUCCACGGUAGACCAGUGAGAGGAUGAGUCCACGGUAGACCAGUGAGAGGAUGAGUCCACGGUAGACCAGUGAGAGGAUGAGUCCACGGUAGACCAGUGAGAGGAUGAGUCCACGGUAGACCAGUGGCUUCAUGUAUAGUAGUAGGGAAUUCACAUCUUCACCUCAUACACUAUGUAGGGAUUUUGGGCUGCAGAUGUGUACUUAAAGACAUGCUGGUUCACUCUGUCAUGGUACGAUAAACUCAAGGUUUGUACGAGAGGCCUCUAGGGGGGUGGGGGGCUGGGGUUGGAAGGCCUAAGCAGCUCUGCUGGACAUAUUGGACAAUGACAUGUGGACUGUCUCUAGUUCAACACAUCUCUACUGAAGGACCUAUUGAACAUUGUGCCACACGUUAGUUUUCCUUAGGAGACGUGCCAAUGGAGCGUUAGCAUAGCUGAGGACAUUGUUGUGAUCUCCUCCGCAUCCAUUUACCCAGUAGCGUGCACCAGACUGGAUGAUAUAGGCCUGUUACAGUACACUACAUACCCAGAUGGGAAAUGAUUGGUUUAUGAGUUGUUUCCAAUCAUUGGGAAGCUACCCAUUGUACCCCUUUUGAAAAUCGCAACGAUCAAGUUCACGAUCAGUCAUUUCCCCCAGAUAUUUAUCUAACAGGGUUGUCGUCAUGAAUAAUAUUCUCGUGUUUUUAACUUUUGACUGUUCUGUGUCAGAACAAAACCCAGCUACCAACCACACACAUUGUUUUGACAAUGACAAAAGUGUGAAUUUAUACUCGGACACUAUCCACUGUGAAAACAGAAUUACGUGCCAAUCUGACAACGGCAUUGCUAGAUCUGGUCCGAGGCGCUCCGUGCUGCUUGCUACGUGCUGCUUGCUCAUGCUGAGCCUUCAGCAAACAGCAGGUAAUGACCUGGACCAGAGCUACCAACAUGGCCUCGUCUUAGAUCUGUAGGAUGUCUACAGGGAUCACUGCAUGUUGAAUUUAAAGAGUGUUCCAUCUGUAAACUGAAUUCAUACACACAACAAAAAAAUUAAACUAAUUUGUUCUGA
Messenger RNA from Oncorhynchus masou masou (cherry salmon), 4027 nucleotides. RefSeq names its product receptor like tyrosine kinase (gene ryk). Gene Ontology annotation, molecular function: ATP binding; protein kinase activity. Lineage: Eukaryota; Metazoa; Chordata; Actinopteri; Salmoniformes; Salmonidae. The transcript is spliced from 16 exons. The coding region runs from base 423 to 2363 and encodes 646 amino acids. Gene Ontology annotation, biological process: cell surface receptor protein tyrosine kinase signaling pathway; multicellular organism development; positive regulation of kinase activity. The record is from RefSeq and is a predicted model, not a curated record. Gene Ontology annotation, cellular component: plasma membrane; signaling receptor complex.